Molecule: messenger RNA, 10515 nt
Organism: Melospiza melodia melodia
Lineage: Eukaryota; Metazoa; Chordata; Aves; Passeriformes; Passerellidae
Gene: CNIH3
Product: cornichon family AMPA receptor auxiliary protein 3
Exons: 6
Coding region: 55-537 (160 amino acids)
Biological process (GO): endoplasmic reticulum to Golgi vesicle-mediated transport; regulation of AMPA receptor activity
Cellular component (GO): synapse; endoplasmic reticulum membrane; COPII-coated ER to Golgi transport vesicle
Source: RefSeq, a predicted model, not a curated record
CGCCCGCCGGCAGCUCCCGCCUGGCGGAGGGGGGCGCGGAGGGCUCUCCCCGCCAUGGCCUUCACCUUCGCCGCCUUCUGCUACAUGCUGUCGCUGGUGCUGUGCGCCGCCCUCAUCUUCUUCGCCAUCUGGCAUAUAAUUGCCUUCGAUGAGCUUCGGACAGACUUCAAGAACCCCAUCGACCAGUGCAACCCAGCCCAUGCAAGGGAGAGGCUGAGGAAUAUCGAGCGGAUUUGCUUCCUCCUGCGAAAGCUGGUGCUGCCAGAGUACUCCAUCCACAGUCUUUUCUGCAUAAUGUUUUUAUGUGCUCAGGAGUGGCUCACGCUGGGGUUAAAUGUUCCUUUGCUUUUUUAUCACUUCUGGAGGUAUUUUCGUUGCCCAGCAGACAGCUCAGAGCUGGCCUAUGAUCCACCUGCAGUCAUGAAUGCAGACACCUUGAGUUACUGCCAGAAAGAGGCCUGGUGUAAGCUGGCCUUCUACCUCCUUUCCUUCUUCUACUAUCUCUACUGCAUGAUCUACACUCUGGUGAGCUCUUAACUGAAAGAUCAUCACUAAGGACUGAAAACAACAAAGGCUGGAGGUGCAAGGACGAGUGAACCAAGAGAUGCAUGAUUAAAAACAGCAAAGAGGAAAACUUUGAACCCCAGCAGUAAAUACGGUACAUGAAAGAGAGAUCCAGCAAAGAGAAGCAGAAUACCAUGGGAGAAUGGCUGAGUUAAUUCUGUUUGUCUCCUGUUUCUCAAUGUAUUGCAGCAAAUCAUUUUCAAAACCCAAGCAAACAAAAAAAAAUUGCAACAACCUGGACCAAAUUUUACAACUAUUCACCUUUCCAGGGAUAAUGCUGCUUGGUUUAGUGGAUUCAUUAAAACUAUAAUGCCUGUAGUCCCUGCUGUCUUCCAGGAAGCAACAUUCCUUUUCUUAAGGACUAUUCUGGACUGAGGAAGCACAGGACAAGAUGAUCUUACACGGAAAGAAGAGCUGUACAACAUUCUGAAAACAAGCAGUGAGUGGACUUUGGAUGGAUAUGUGACUGAACUGCAGGGCUGUUCUCAUGACACUAGUCAAACAGGGAUGUCAAGUCUCAUGGAACUGCUUCAGUGGUUUUGGUUUGUUGGGGUUUUUUUCCCCCACCAAAACAACAAUACCAAAAGAAUUUGCAGUUUCAGUGUUCUGUAUUCUAACUAUAUGCUAUUCCUGCAGGUGAACAUCCAGUAUAUUUCUGUACUUCAUUUGUGAUGCACCAACACCAUUCAGUGAGAUGUAGAAAUACAUUGGGUUUACCCUGAUCAGGCCAAGCAUUUAUCAGAAUAGUGUUCCUCUGACUGAAAAAACAAACCCAAACCAGGUAAAAGCUGCAUAUAUUUAAAGAGGAUUGUAACAUAGCUAUUAUAUUUAUCACAAUGCUGGAUAGCAAAUACUGGACCAGCUAAUUGUGGUCUGUAAUUCUGUUUUGAAGUUUUACUUCUGCUGUAAAAUUUAAGCUGGAACAAAUACACAAAAUGUCUUUGUCUUGUAUGAGGUUCCUAUUGAAAGAUGUUCAGUUUUUUUAUAAUUUAAAGGUUUUAAAAUUUUGUCAUAGAAUUCUCAUUUGAAUUCAUUUAUAUGGGCUGCAUAUCUUUAUACAUAUAUAUGUAUAUAUAAAUAUAUAUCUGCAUAAAUACUCACAAUCUAUUUACAUUUUAGGUCCAUCUGUUUGCCAGGUCAAAGGCAUCAAGUGUCCAGAACUGCUGCUAAAUAUAUUUCAGUGCUGAUCCAGGUGAACCCAGACUCAUUCCCUCAAAGUCACUGGUGCUGUGGGUAGUAGCAAGGCUGUAAACUCGAGACUAACACCAGAGCCUUCACAGACACUGCUUAGCUCUUGCAUAAGGUGGGUUUCUACCAGAGAUUGGCAGAGAACAGUGUGGAGAGGCCCAUCUGUCCCCUGGCUUGUUCACAGCUGGUCCUGUUAGCAGGAGCUGCCUGGUCACCACCUUUGGUCUGGCUACUGAGAGCCAGCAGAAUGAUUCUGAACCAAGCUCUGAGGUGUUUUCAGGCUGGGCACAGCAGCUCAGCUGGAGAGAUGCAGUCUCACCAUGGCUGCUGCGUCAUCCCAUGUCUGGCAUGUUCCCUGUGGAGCUGGAGUUACUGUGUGCCUGCAGUGCCAGGACUCACUCUGGUUUGGUCUGUGCAGUAACAAAAUUAAAUCCUGUUAACCAGCAAAGCACAGUGGCUGCAUGAUAACUCUGCUCCUGGACCGUGCCAGCUCCCCAAUCCUGCCUGGGCAUUGCUUGGAAUGGGGCUAGCUGGCCUGUGCAAGCAUUAUUAUACUGGGAUCAUUCUAACAAUAUUUAUUAUGAAGUUGUCCCAAGGGCUGACAUUCUUUAAUUUACAGUAGUUUGUUUUUAUUGGAUGCAUUUUAUCUUCAUACAAUGUAGUAUACCCAGUUCUAGAAGCAUAAGGCUGCCAAAUCAGAUGUUGGGAAGCUGAUUUGGAUUCUGAUGGUUCAUAGGUUUGGAUUGCACCCACCACAGAGGUGGCUGAACUGCUCUUGCAAUCACACUGACCCUGCUGGCAAUACAGAAAUGUUCUCUUGGAAUGGGCCUGAGCUAAGGAAUUUCACUGUACUGAUACAGAGCUAACUGAUGGAGCCCUGCUGCAGAGGAAUAAUUAAUGCACAACCCAUGAAAAGCUGAUGGUUGUUUGUAACUGAAUUUCAUCUCUGCAUCCUGACUAAAUCAUCCAGUUCUACAGCAGUAUAGGAACCAGAUUCACAGGAACAAGUCACAGUGAAUAACUUGUAGAUGUCUUGCUACCUCAUAAAACUUUCAUCUCUGAGCAGGUGACUGAAUCGUUCCAUGCAUCUUCUAGGAUUUCACAGGAGAUGAAAUGAAAUUACUUCAGGUUCCCUAUAGCCCAAAUGCAUGUUUUCAAGUCAGUUUCAUUGAAAGGCUUGGAAUUUUGUGAGGUUGGAUGGGUGAAAGUAUGAUUGCUUCUUGCCUAAAAACACACAGUUUUCAGAUCCUGAGGUUCAGGGAUGAGCUGGACUGGUAUGAGGUCAAUUAUUUGCCUGCAGGGCUGAGUAGAAGCUCUGUGAGUUUUUGUAACUGGCCUUGGGCUGUAAUUCUUGACUUUGCACAAAAAGCAGUUGUUUAUGUGGGUCUUCUGAAUGUAACCUCAGGGGACUUCAAGGUCUGCAGUGGAUGUGCUUGGUCAUUUGAAAGAGGUUCUCUAUUGCAGGCAACUUCAUCAAUACACUUACCAAGCUCCACUGGAAAGCAGAACACUUCAUUUGGUCCUACUACUGCUUUGAGUGAGUGUUUCCAGGAUUUCACUGCUCUGGUACUUGAAUUUUUUUUUUUUUUUUUUUUUUUUUUUUUUUUUUUUUUUUUGCGUUUCCAGAAUAAAUUUAUUCUUAGAUAAUUUAUUCCACUUGCUUUUGAGCCAACAUUAGCCUGAGUACACUUUCUCUCAUGCUGCUUAAAAUUUCAACAUAUAGAGAAAGAAGUCCUUUUUACCUUCCAUUCUGUUAAAAGUGAGCUGUCACCUGUCCUCCCAUAGGAAACUCUAUUCUCCAUGUCUUCUUUAAAGGGUUUCUCUGUUGUCUUUCCAGUCAAAUUAAUCUUUCUUAAGAGUGAAUAAUCACAAUUGUUCAGAGUAUUCUGGAGAGUGUCUUACUCUAAUUAGUCCUUGCUGUGAGUGGACAGUGAAAACUAACAGUCUCAGUUCUUUCCAAUAAAACUUAUUCAAAAAAGUAUUCACACAGCUCUCAAUAGCAUUUUGUGUCUCUUUGAUAUAAAUCUUAAAGCUGAUGGAAAAACUGAUUAUGUUCCCUUUCAUUGAAUUUUGUCUGCAGAGCCAGGAGUUGGACUUGAUGAUCGUUGUGGGUCCCUUCCAGCUCAGGACAUUCUGUGAUUCUGCUUUAACCAAAGCCAGGGAAGAAUAGAAAAAAAUAGUGUGAUCUUUGGUCACAAGGAAGUGUCCUCCCCCUGUCAAACUUUUGAGGGAGAAAUAAUCUGUGCUAUCCUUUUUGUCUCCAGUUCCUCCUUGUUGGUUAGUGGAGGCUGGAGAUUUCCUCUGCAAGCCUACUUUCUUCCUGUCUCUUUCCCCAGAAGGCUGGAUGUCAUUAUUUAGGAGCAGAGUUCUCUUCUCUCACAGCAAGAAGAAUCUUCUGGGACUUAUUUGAUGAUAAAUCCCAGAAGACACAAGAAAACACAUCAUCACUCUUUGCUCCUUCUGGAGCAGAUGUGAAAUGAACAUGUUCUUAAAUGAGUAUUCAUUUUCCUCAGCUCCACUAUCUGUGAAGUGAAAGAGGUGAUACUUACCUUGUGAACUCUUCCCAUACAUGUUGUACUCUCUUUUUUUUUUCUUUUUCCAGUAACUAUUGAAUCUGCUUAAAAGAAAAAGGUAAGAGGUGGAAAAAAUGGGAGAGGAUGAGACUUGGAUGAGCUGCUUACCAAAGAGGCAUCUACACAGUGUGCUGGCCUUUAGCUGUUCCUGGAAGGGAUGAAAAGCAAGGUCUCCUAUUUAUAGUCAGGUAAUUGCAGUGAUGCUGAAUAAAAUUGUUGCUGCUCUGACUGUUUCAGUUUCAAGCACAGCAAAUCAGUGCUGAUAGCAGAAUGCUUCGCCUACAAAUAAUUAACUGUACUUAAGCUGUCAGAAAUGUUUUUCCAUCUGCUUCCUUGAGCCAUAUUCUUCCUUUUGCACUAAGCCCCUCGAAGAGAAAGAAAAAGUUCUUCAACCUACACCUUACAGAAACUGCUCUGAGGUUGUUAUGAUCUGGCAAUGCUGUUGGGGUCAUGAGUAAUCCUACAUUGUUAGCAAGGGUAUUAGCAAUCUGUUGCUUUCCCUUUCUUCAUUCCAUCUCCACAGAGGUAUUUUUGCCAAAAAAAAAAAAAAAAAAAAGGAAAAAUCACAGCACAUGAUCCAAAAUCCUUGAAUUUACUGGAGGUAAAUUAUUAUUUGUUGUUUCCAUUUAAUGCCCAUUCCCUCAAUGUGGGGAAUAGGUUCACACUGGAAAGUCUCUAGGCUUUUGCUGGUAGGAUUCUUUAGGUCUUGAUACCACAUCCAUUAAACUGAAUUAUGUUAAUGGAAAGGGAACCUGCAUUUUUGAGGGAUAAGGGUAAAAUUUCAAUGCUCAUGCCAAGCUAUCACAGAAAGUUAUACCAACUUGGUAAAAAUCUGGCUCCAUGGAAGUUGGUGGAAAUCAUGCCUUCUGUUUCAUGUGAGCCCCACUUAACACCGCACAAUUUCUACCAAGAGGUUGGUGGAAAUUAAAAAUAGAAAAAACCCCAAACAAAUACAGUAAGUUUAGUUCAUCAAGAAUGUUAUUGGCUGUUAGAUAAAGCUUGAGUUGCUACAAAUAGAACAGAAGAUGAAAAGGUCAAAAGAAACCAAGAGUUGAGUUUUUUAUUCUUUGGGAAGCAGCAAGUACUCGGCUGCCAUCCAUGCUCCAUGAACUUUACAUUGGUGAUCUCAUUCCAGAUUCCUGCUCUGGUGAGUUUUUCCAUCAUCCAUUGCUCAUGAGCACAUUGUUCUGAUUUAUUUUUGUUCUGCUCAGUAAUGCAGUUGCAGGUGGGAAGGAGGGAAAAUUCUCCUAUGAAAUACAAUAUUCCCCUUCUUUUCUCCCAGAAAACAUGUGAACAUGCUGUAACAAAAUUCUGAUGAUGUGUUUCAGUGAUACACCUCAACCAAAGAGUGAAGUUGUUUGCUGCAGACAAUAUUCUGAUGCAAUUUAAUAAACCACAGGUCUAGAAAUAUUUUUUAGUGCUUGCACACUUGAAGUAGUUAUUUUAUUACCUCUAAUUGCUGACCAACUUCCCAUGCAGGAGAAAAUAUGCUUCUGUGGCCCAACUCCAUGAAUUUUAGUGAAGUCAAACUCUCAGUAAAACUCUGAGGAAUGUAAAGUGCUUUUUAAUUUUUUUUCCUAAUAAUGAAACCCCAUAUUUGAGUACUGCAUUAUGGCAACAGAAUAAAGUAUUAAAAGCCAAAAUUUCUUGUUUAGUCUAAAUCUCAAAGAGAUGUUGCUCCAUUUUUCCUAAAAAAUUAUCCCUAAUAUCACCAGUCUCCUGACAGACCUGAAGAAAUUUCCCUGUCCCACUGUUCUGACAGUUUUAGUGUUUUUAAACAGAGCUGCAGCCACUGAUCAUCAAUGUGAAACCCUGACUGGAAAAAACAACUUUUACAGAGCACCCCAAGAUUUAUGGAAACAUUUUAAAUAGCACAGAAGUCAUCCAGUCUUAUGGAAGGGCUCUCACCUGUGCAUAGCAAUAUAAAGCAACAAGCACGUAAUAGUACAAGUAAUACCUGGUACAAGUCUUGUAGAACAAGCAAAGCAGGAUUUCUCUCUGUUUUAUGAGCUCUUGGGAGAUGGAGGCAUUUCUCUCUCUGAGUAGUGCCUGGAACUGCACAGCUGAAAUCAGGAAUUACACAUCUAGGUGGUAUUAUGAUCCUAAAUAAUGAAUACUUUUUCUCAUAGGAGGAAACAAUGGAAUUCAAUGGAAUUAGUCAAAAUGCAUUUGUUCCACUGCCACCAAGAUGGAUACCUGACCUGGGCUGGUGCUGUGCCUCAGGGCCUACUGACAAACUGAGGUGUGCUUCAGCCUCUGAAUGCAGGUGUGCUGUAAUUUGAUGCAGCCAGAAAGCACUAAAAUAUAAAGAAUAGUGAUCCAAACUGCUCCCCAUGUCAGUAUUUUGCACCCUUCUAAUUCCUUUUGGCUUUACCCAUUUAUUCUCUUUCUUUAUCACCCACUGGAUCCUGUUUCAUACAUCUUUCAGUGCUGCAUUUAAAGCAAACCCAGUGCAAGUUCAGACUAAAAAACAGUGGUUCUAAUCCAAAUCCUUCAUCUGCUUGUGGACAUUUCUUUGAGAAUAAAAUUAUUCUAGAUGGUAACUAGGUGCAAAUGGAAAUUAGCUAAAGCCUCGUUUGUACAGGAGUUUGAUGUUGAAAUGUGCAAUAGCACAGUUAGCCUAGAUCAGCAGCAUAGAAGUUGUCUCAAUCUGGCAAAGGAUGAUAAAUUUUUGUAGGCUGCGGAGCAGCAGAGCUGUGUUCACAGGGGGAACAUGUCCCAUUUACAGGCACUGGUGUCACCUGCCAUGGUGUGGAGUUGUGCAGGUUGCUGGGGGUCAUUUGGCCUGUUUUAACCCCUUGUUUCGUCCACUGCAGAUUCUAUCACCCUUGAAUUUUGCCACCUAACAUUUUGGUACUAGAUCCUCAAAUUCAGCCCUGAAGCAGGCUUUUUUCAAUAGAUAUUGAUAUAUGUUUAUAUUGUCUAAGACAUUGCAUGAGAUGAACUCUAAAGGAAUAUAAAGUGGGUUUUAUAUCCCCUUUAUUGUCUGUUUAUAGGCUUUUAAAUACUUUAGUAUUUAAUUAUGUGCUCCUUGAUAUGCACAUACCCACACAGGCCAUCUAAAAGCUGAAUAAAUUCUUGUCUGUUAAUAUAAUGAACAAAGGAAGUGCUCUUCUGUUAUCUUUGUGUUUUAUCUGCCACUAAAAGCAGGUCCAAACUGUAACAUCACUUAUGGGGUUAUACCAAACAAGAAAAGGAAGCUGUAUUUCUAACAUGUUAAUUUAGAACACUUUUUUGACAAGUGCUGCUGGCAGGUUCUGAGUUGCUGCUGUGGGGUCAUUGUAAGCCAUGCCACCUCAGGUCAUCUGAGAGCCUUUUCUCAAGGGAUGUCAAAGAUAUUCCCUGAAUGUGCUCCUUCUCUGACUUUUUGGCCUUGAAACCCUAGAUGCAGUUAGCAAGGUCUGCAGGAGGAAAAAGCUGAUCAGUCCUGCCUGUCACCCAGAGCACUGCCAUGAUCCCAGCAGCAUGCAAUGCUUUGGCUUUGAAUAUCUGAAUAUCUGGGGAGGAAUCUGUUGUAUUUUCUAGCAUGUGUUUGCCUGAUGAGAGCAGCCAGUGCCCCUUUAUGUUAACUAUUAAACAAGAUUGUUAAGUUGUAUUGGAAAAUGUGACUCAUUCUUUCAAAACUUGUUGCCUUUAAGUAGAAGCAGUAUUUAUCCUCCAAAAGCUUCCUGAAGUGCUAGUGGCAGCAGCAGAAUUUUAAUGUACCCUCUCUCAUUCAUCAUUUGAAGUCUACAACAACAAGCAAUGAAUCUUUGAUGAACCUUGUCACGCUUCCUUUGGAUUGUAAUAGCAGUUUUAUAAGCUUCAGAGCAGUUCAGAAAUAAUUUGCUAUGACUGUAUCUACUUUUUUUUUAAUCUGUGAGCACUCAGCCCAGCACUGAUACAUCACCAGAUUAGAAAGUCUUGCCCUUGUGUUUCUGGUGUAAAUGAAAACCUAUGUACCAUAUAUUACAAGUAUAUUUUCUAGGGAAAUCCCAAUAAAAGCUGCCAGAGCACAGAGAUCCCUUUAAAUAUAUAUGUAAUAAAUCUGUUGAUAGUAUCUAGAGACAAUCUCUUAUCCAGGAGCAUGGGGAGCAAUUGUGAAUUGAUUUUACUUCUUUCCAUUGGACUGUAGGGCUCUGUUUUCUCUCUGCAGCAUGUUUUGACACCCAUGAAACACACUUCCAUGUAGAUAAGAGUGAUUAUCACACUGCAGAUAAGAGUGCAGAUUUUAUCAGCAAUAAAGAGUGUGUUCUCAAAUGAGGACAUUACUUUUGUCAUUCCUUGUUUUGUCAUCCUGUUUUUAUGCCUUGCUGUGCUAGAGGGUAGAGUCAGAACUACUGAGCACUCAAAGACCUGGAAAUUUGUUUACAGUUGAGACAACCUUUGCAGUCACCAGCAUUGUUGGCUACAAAAAUAACUUGUCCUUUUAAAAGAAGUUUGCCCUGAGACUUUAUGACUUGCAGAAACUCUGGAUAUAGUUUCUCUCCAGAAUUAAGGCACAGCAGCAUGGCUGUUUCAAGCCUUUCAAAAAGACAGAGAAACCAAUCUACAAAAGAUUCCUGGCGCUCUGCAAAGCCCAAAUGGAGCAGAGCUGCUUUGCCACGUCCUUGCCAAUGACUGAGGGCCAUGUGCUCUUGGUUGGACUCCAUCCUGCCUUGCUGAUUCUGGCUGCUGGAAUGGUUCCCAAGGGGGAGGUGCUGGCGAGGCUGAGAUCAGCUCUCUUACCCUGUUAAAUGAUGGGCUGCUCUGCCAGUUCUGUGUUUUCCCAGUGGUUCGGUUCAGCAAUGCAUCAAAGGGAUAGAGCAACACUGGAGAGGUGCAGCAAAAAUAGACAUGUUGUUUAGUGGGUUUCUGCUGAUUGGUGGUGAGGCUGCAGACUCCUUAAAUCCUCUCAGGGCAGGCAGGUGUUUAUCAAUUCUACCCAAAUAUGAACAUUUCAGUUUCAGUCACUGAUGACUUAAGACUUUAUGUGCAGAGGUGAAUAUAUCAGGGAAACUACUUCAUCAAUAGUGACUGAAAGAGGUGACCAAAUGAUACUGGGAGAGUUAUGUCCUCUUCUAAGGCUGACUUUGAGUCUGCAGUUUCUCCAGAAUGUUCAGAAAACUCUCACAGGUCGGUCUUUGUAAUCUGGCUGUGAGAUUGGCAAGAUUGAAGAUGCUGGUGUAUCACCUUUACAAUAUUCAUUAUCAAUUCUGUGAUGAAUAACAGCAUCUUUUGUUAGUGAGCAAUACCAGGAUUCUGUGUGCUUCUACAUCUAUUUUUUUAUGCCUCAUCUCUCUUUCUCUGAUGCUACAGCUGCAUAUAUUUUUAGCUGGGGUGAUAUGAACAACAUUUUUGAAUUCUCUGUGUUAUUCAUUGUUCUACUUCACAUGCAACUGUGUGUGGUUUUUUUUAUAUUUAAAUUGCAGCUGUCAUACAGGAGUCUUCCCUGAGCUCUCCAACUCUGAUAGCCAGUUGGGCAGAUACCCAGCUGGGCAGAUUGAACUGAGAUUAGUCCAGCUGGACCAAUUCCUUACUUGGAUUUGGAAUCCAAACCAGCUACUUUUAAAACUGAAAUGCCUUGCAAUCUCUGCUUUGGCCUCUGAUUCUGCAGAAGCAGACAAGUACACCCCCAAAUGGAAAUAUUGCUCAUCCCAAUUUCUCAAGCCAGGAGAGGCAGAUUUGUAAUAGGGAGAGGAGAGGAGAGAGGGAACACAGAAGUGGAUGAAGAAAAUUAACCUUGGAGGGAAGCAGGACAAUAUGUCAAAAGCAAAACAUCUGUUCUACCCAAACAGCAGGAGAAAAUAUGCUUCUGUGACCCAGCUCCAUGAAUUUUAGUGAAGUCAAACUCUCAGUAAAACUCUGAGGAAUGUAGAGUGCUUUUUAAUUUUUUUUUUUCCUAAUAAUGAAAUCCCACAUUUGACUACUGCAUUAUUCAAUCUAUGGAGGCUGCUUUGUUUUAAUAAUCAAUGUUGUGGGUAGGUGGUCAUCUGAACAGGCCCGCCAAACCUUUUUUGGGGGUAGAUUUUUUGUGUCAUUUCUGCAAAUGUGAGGAGCAUAUGAACUAUUGUACUCUUGCACAGGCUCAGUGUGUGAUGAUGGCCAUUUCUAGCUGCUGUUAUUUCAUCCCUGCCAUGGAGAUUAAAAUGCAGUGACUCGACACCACAUUGUCAGGUUUAUAUACAGCUUGUAAAAGAAUUUGAAUGCAUCAAGUGUGGCACAUUUCACU